UCCCGGGAACGGGGGAUGCCCGGAUGCACCGCUCCGCGGCGCUGAGCGCAGGGGCCGCAGUGGUGGCGGUUGCUGCGCUGGCCGCCGCUCUGCUCUUGCUACAAUGUGAGGUCUCGGGGCCUGGCGCCGGCUCCAGCAUGGGUGAGGCGGAGGCGCUGCCCAAGCUUCGAGGAGACUUCAGGAGGCUGAACAAAUCCGUUUUUAUUUUGGGCGCCAGUGGGGAAACCGGCAGAGUGCUCCUAAAAGAAAUACUGGAACAGGGCCUAUUUUCCAAAGUCACAGUCAUUGGCCGGAGGAAGCUGUCUUUUGAUGAGGAAGCUUAUAAAAAUGUGAAUCAAGAAGUGGUGGAUUUUGAAAAGCUGGAUGACUAUGCUUCUGCCUUUCAAGGUCAUGAUGUUGGAUUCUGUUGCCUGGGUACCACGAGAAAAAAAGCUGGGGCGGAGGGGUUUGUUCGUGUUGAUCGAGAUUAUGUCCUGAAAUCUGCAGAGCUGGCAAAAGCUGGAGGGUGCAAACAUUUCAACUUGCUGUCCUCCAAAGGAGCUGACAAGUCAAGCAGUAUUUUAUUUUUGCAAGUUAAGGGAGAAGUAGAAGACAGAGUGGAAGAAUUAAAAUUUGAUCGUUACUCCAUAUUUAGGCCUGGAUUUCUGUUAUGUGAUAGACAAGAAUCUCGUCCAGCUGAAUGGUUGCUGAGGAAAUUCUUUGGCUCCUUACCAGAAUCUUGGGCCAGCGGGCACUCUGUUCCAGUGGUGACUCUGGUUAGAGCGAUGUUGAGCAACACAGUGAGACCAAGUGACAGGAAGAAAGAACUGCUAGACAACAAAGCCAUCCAUGACCUGGGGAAAGUCGAUGGUUCUCUUAAGCCAUGAUCACACCUGAGAAAUGCUUUUUUAUAAAACCCAGCACCCACCUAAUCACUAAUUUGAGGGUCUAAAAAAAGAGUACUUUACCAUGAUUUCACCACUUUCAGCUGACCAGGUGCAAUUAAAAAAUGACCGUGUUCUGCAUCAGCAGUUCAGAGCCUGGCUGUACAUAUGUAUACAAUUGACCCGUGAACAACAUGGGUCUGAACUGUUCAGUUCCACUUACACUUGAAUAUUUUCAAUACUGUAAAUGUAUUUUCCAUUCCUUACAUUUUUCUUACUAAAUUUUCCUUACCUUUAUUGUAAGAAUACAGUAUAUAAUACAUAUAACAUACAAAAUGUUUAUUGCUGUUUAUGUCAUUGGGAAGACUCUGGUCAAUAAUAGGCUAUUAUUAGUACAGCUGGCUCUCUGCAUCCACCAAUUCCCAAUCUCAGAUCAAAAAUAUUAUUUUCAGUCCACAGUUGGUGUCAUCUGUGGGUGUAAAACCUGUGGCUCUGAGGUCAAAAGUUACAUGCAAAUUUUCAACUGCACUGGGGUGGCACCCCAACCACACGUUGUUCAAGGGUCAACUGUACGUCACCCAGGGAAAUUUUCAAACACAGAGCUUCGUGUUUGAAUUUGGGGGUAUGGGCACAGGAAUUGAUUGUUUUGUUUCAGCUUCCGCCGGAGACUCUGGUGCCACUGGUGGGAAGCCAGCGUUGAAAUGCUUGUCUGCAGAGUGACAGGAGCAGGGCAGACCUUCUGUAGCAGAUGAGAUCUGUUCUAAGACUGUUGACAUGUCUCCAAGUUACCCAGGGCUGACUGCAUAUAAUUGUUCAAGUGAACAUUGUGCCUUACUACUCUGUUAGAAUAUAUAAUAAUUGAGCUUAUAUAAUUCAUGGGAUAAUUAAAGAAAGGAAUAAAAAUAUAUAGACAACUCCUCAGUGCCUGUUAGACUGUUCCAAGUAUCAGUGGUAAAAUGCAAUAUUUUGGCCAAUAGGAUGAUAUAAAAGCAGUUAAUAUUUGUCAAGUGAUUGCUAAGUGCCAGCCUUCACACCUGCUAUCUGUCCUUUAACCACCUGCUCCCCCAAAUAAUCCUUAUAGAUGGUACUACUGUUACCAAACAAGGGUUCAUCGCCUACCACACAUAGAAGCCAAACUACAGCACUGGCUUUUGAGAAAAGAAAGGAGCUUUAUUUGCUUGUCAAGAAAACAGCAAGCAAAGUUUAAAUCUGGGUGGGGCUUUAAGGGGUAGUAGGGUUCACAAGUGUUACUGGUGUGUUGUGUUUCACAAGUAUUACUCAUAGGUGGUGUAUUCAAAGUUUAAACUUUGGUUCUGGGUCUUGUUAGAAACAGGGUAGGACCAGGUUCUGUGGUUACACUAUCAUCCUCAUAUUCUAGAUGGGGGAAACUGAGGCUCGCUGUAGUUAAGUGCCUUGUCAAGAGGCCAAAGCUAAAGACCUGAAGCUAGAAAAUGGCAGAGCCAUCAUUCUAACCCAAGUCAGCCUGAUGCCAUAACUUUGUAUUCUUAACCACUCUGCAAGAGUGUCCAGUAUCUGUAUGAUUCCAGGAAGUCCCACUUAAUCAGUACAUGCUGUGGAUGAAUUAAAUAGAAAUAUGUAGGUUUCUCCAUUGGCUUAGGAUCCCUAUAAUGAUUAACCACAGAAUGUUCACAUAGCCAGUAAAAGGACAUCUCAAAGUGCUGCAAUAUGAAAACUAUGGGAAAGGAAGAUGCAGAAGUCAAGAGGAGCCCACAGGAAUAACUUCCAUCAUGGAAGAAGGGAUGGUGGUGAAACUUUUUUUGUUUGUAUUGGUGGAAACAAAGUUAUUGGAGUUAUUCAGUCAACUUUUACAGGGUCUACAGUAUGCCAAGUACAUUUCAAACUUCAGUGGACACUGGAGGAUAAAGGCUACUGGGCUUUAGGUUGGAGAUGGGACAUAUUCCUCCUGCCAGGUGGGGUUCCUUUGGGGUUGGAUGCUGAAGAGCCUGUGUCUUUGGGUGAUAACAAGGAUGGGCUUUAAGAAGUGAGGUUUGAAAUAAUGGCAGCUAAACCCGGUGACCAGUGUUAUUUUCUGUAUAUUAUUUCCUUGCCCACAAAUCUUCUGUCAGGUCUUGUUCAACAUUCUAUUCUGGUCUUAAGAGUGAGUGGGAUGAUAGGGGAGGGUUUGUGCUCAUCUUUAAGGCAGAGAAAAAAUCUACUCUCUCCCAAGCCCACCAGUAUGGCAAAACAAGCUUUACGGGACAAGAUUCUGGCUCACUCACCCCUCUAAAAUGGAUGUUCCUUUUUUUACUGUUAACAUUGAAUUGGGUGUUACUGAGGCAUUUAGUGGAUUUCCCUUUAAAUGUUAUACUGACAGAAGAUGGGCCUUGCUUGAGUUUUAUUGGAAGGAUGAAUAAAAUUUGGAUGGUUCUCAGUAAUGAAA
This is a messenger RNA of Pteronotus mesoamericanus, 3264 nucleotides long. RefSeq names its product HIV-1 Tat interactive protein 2 (gene HTATIP2). The coding region runs from base 24 to 866 and encodes 280 amino acids. The record is from RefSeq and is a predicted model, not a curated record. Gene Ontology annotation, molecular function: oxidoreductase activity, acting on the aldehyde or oxo group of donors, NAD or NADP as acceptor; NAD binding. The transcript has 6 exons. Gene Ontology annotation, biological process: import into nucleus. NCBI's taxonomy places the organism in Eukaryota, Metazoa, Chordata, Mammalia, Chiroptera, Mormoopidae. Gene Ontology annotation, cellular component: cytoplasm.